AUGGAUCACGUUCUUGGCAAGGGGAGAAAGGAAGGAUUACCUUCAGGCAGUUGGAGAUCCUAUUCGGUUUCACUAUGGAGAGGGAACCCAUUGGGAUAUCAAGGAAGAGAGCUACAAAGGGUUUGGGCUACAAUCGCUGAUGGAGUAUACUCUUCCUCACGGUCUAAGGCAGCUCAAAUCAGGAGCCCAGUGUUGAGAUAUGUACACAAGGCUCUCGCCAACACCUUCUUUGCAAGGAAAGCGACUGGGACAAUAAAUGAAGAAGAGGUGAAGCUCCUUGACAUGGGAAUCAAGCCCAUCAUCUCACGCACCAAGGAUGGGAAGAAAAUCAGGGGAGAUAGAAUCCAUGCAGGGAAUCUCAUGCCUCUCAUUGACCAGCUACUCUCCUACAAGACAACCGCCUAUAGCACUCGGUUUCAAACGGGUAGGAAGCUUAGUGUUGGAGGAGUCAUCACGCCUAUCCUCUGUGCAGCUGGAGUCCAUUUGGACAAGAGAAGGUCCACUCCAGCAGGAUGGAUGGAUAUUAAGUUUUGCAAGACCAACCUCUUCAUUGAACACAAGGAGUUGGAUGGGAGGUUCCAAUUCAAAUUCACUUAA
Messenger RNA from Microthlaspi erraticum, 597 nucleotides. The record is from the annotation of a GenBank genome assembly. Lineage: Eukaryota; Viridiplantae; Streptophyta; Magnoliopsida; Brassicales; Brassicaceae.